AUGCUGACACAAGAAUUUGAAGAUGCUUGGAAUGAUGUUAGCACGAGUAAAGAAUUCGAGUCAUUGCAACUGUUGAGAAAGUGCCAAAUUAAUCUUCUGACCAGUGAAUUUACACUUUCCGAAAAACGUUUGAUUGCAUCAAAAUAUGUAUCAGAAGAGGUUUUGAAGGAAUUAUCUGAUGAAUGCAUCCAAGUUUAUGAUUGCUUUCCUUUAUUAUGUAGAAUGUCCAAAACAUGGGAGGCGAGUAAAGCGUUAUCUUUUUUAUUAAACCCAUUAAGUGUGUUUGAAAAUGAAUUAGAACAGAUGAAAAGAAGAGAGAAACUAAAUUUUUGUGCUUUACUUCUUGUGACUAUUUUUAACAACAAUUUUGAUAAUGGAUUGCUCACUGAUGACAUAGAUAUAAACGAUCGUAAAACAUUAGAUGAUAUACUAGAAGAAUGCGGGGAAACACGAGGUACCUCAAGAGUUUUAAUUAAAGAUCAUUUAGACACAUUGAUUGGAGUUUAUUUAAUGUUCGAAGACAAUUCUUACCGAUUUACAAAUGAAAGGUUAUUUGAAAUGACAUUUACUUUUAUGGCUAAAACAUUCUUGAAAUUCAUGAUCAAGCAUUGUAAAGUAUCAAUGCUUUGUGAUAAAUUUGGUCUUGAGUGUUUAGAUGAAGGCCGGCAGCAUUAUCAUUUUUUCGUGCCUAGUCAUUUUGAGAACUACUUCUUUGAACGGUUAUUAAAGGAAGCAGAUACUUAUAAUUUCCUUGAUAUUUUCGAUUGCCAACAAAUGACUGAUAAAAAAUACAGAGCACAAUUCCUUGCAUUUUGUAAAACAUUUGAUUCUGAAGAAAUAAAUAGGAUAAUGGAAUUAUCCUACUUUGGUAUUAACCUCCUUCAUCUUAUAUCGAAACGUGGGUACAUCGAUUUUGCUGCAUUCUGUUUAGGGAAAGGCGUUGAUAUAAAUAAAUAUGAUGACAUAGGAAUGACCCCAUUACAUAAGGCGUGCAAGUAUGAAAAUGUAAAUUUAGUCGUUUUUUUGUUGAAAGCGGGCGUAAGUGUAAAUUCAUACAAAUCGAGAGGAUUUACUGCAUUAUUUGGAGCAUGCAUGUCUGAAAAAAUACAUGUUGUAAAACAUCUUUUGGAGAAUCGAGCAGACCCGGAUUUGUGCAGUGGCAGGCGUUUGAUACCAUUAUUGCUAGUUAGUGAAAAAGGCUAUUUUGAAAUAGCAAAACUUUUAAUACAAUUCGGGGCAGAUAUAAAUCAGCAAGAUAUUAUGGGUUUUACAGCUCUUCAUCACGCUUGCAUUAAAGGUCAUGAAAAAAUAGUCGAACUUUUAUUAGAAAAAGGAGCAAAUGUUGACAAAAGUUCCGAUGAUGGUGAAACACCGUUACAUUUCGCUUGUGCUUCAUCUUCUAAAAACGUAAUACAGUUGCUUGUUGCAAAGAGGGCUAACUUAUUAGCUUUAUCACGAAAGAGUGGUUUAUCGCCUCUGAGACUUCUUUAUCGCGAUCAAAGGGAUAUUUUAAUCAUUCUUUUACAGACAGCUACUCUCAAUGACGACAUUAACCCGAUAUUCCUAUAUGCAUUAGAAGAAAAUGAUCAAGAUCUUUUGGAAAUUAUAAUGGAAAUUGAUUUAGAAAUCAACAGGUACUUGAAAUCCGGAAAAUCUGCACUUCAGAUCGCUUGUCAAAAUGGCGAUUUAGAAAUUGCAAAUGUGUUAAUAGAAAAUAAGGCUAAUGUGAAUAUUUGUACAAAACAAGGUGAAACAGUGAUGCAGCUUUCUUGUCUAAGUGAAAAUUGUGACUUAGUGAAACUGUUGAUAACUAAAGGGGCUGAUAUAGUCGAUUAUAAACAGUCUAUAGAUUUACCGUCUCCUCUUCAUAUAGGAUGUCUUUUGAAUAAUUAUGAGAUGUGCUCAAUAUUUCUUCAAAAGGAUAUUUGCAUUGAUGUUAAUGCAAGUGAAAAACUAACAUUACAUGCCGCUUAUUCGAUUCGAUCCCCUGACUAUAUCAAUUCUUUAUUGACAAAAGUUGGUCAGUGGCAUGAUACAUGUGUAACUCCUUUUGAAAUAGCAUGCUUUGAACAAAACGUAGAUAUAAUGGAGCUUCUAUUAAACAGUGGAGCUGAACCAAAUCGUUGUUUUGGAACAGAAAGUUUUCCACUAUCUGUUGCCUGUAUUUUAAAAAAUGAAAGUAUGGUAGAAGUUUUAUUGAACAACCAUUCAAACGUUAACACUGCUACAUGUAUUGACGAUAUAUGUCUCACGAUAUUCCAAUGUGAAGAUGCAGUUGAUAUAAUAGAAAUAAUUGCAUAUAAACGCUUUAAUUAUCUUAAUACUCCAGAAUUUCCAAUAUCAGCAUUACAUAUAGCAAGCAUCUGCAGUAAUGAGAAUAUUGUUAAGAUGCUUUUAGAUAGCAAAGCAAGAAUACAUUUAAAAUGUUCUGUUAAUCCAGUGAUGCUUCAAAUUUUAGCCAAUAAUUGUCAGAGCACUUAUAGGCCUGAAAUAGCAUUCAAAAAAUAUUUUGAUUGCAGUAUAAUUCACGAUAUUCUUCCUCUCCACAUAGCUUGUUUAAUGGGAAAUGAUAACAUCGUCAAAAUGUUAUUACGAAGCAACAUUGCUAACCUUCCUAACUAUAUAGACAGUCCAAUUCUAAUAAACACAGAACAGGUUAUAUGCAUUCAUGGUUUACUCGUAGAUUGUGACUUGGUUUCCGGAGAAGAGCAGACAUUUAUGUUAUCCCCAAUACAAAUCGCAUGUUUCAGUGCUCAUUGGACAAUCUUGAAAACGCUUUUAAAACACGGGGCUUCUAUAUUCGAAAGUUGUCGUAUAUCAAAUACUAUACUGGCAGGUUUUUCUAAAAACAUGAAGGAGUUACAAAACACUGAAAUUGACGGAACAGUUUUUAAAACAUCAGUCGAGAUGUUUUUGUUUGAAACAUUUGUCAAAAGUUGUAUAAUAGGUGAUAUACACACGAUCAGAGAUCUUUUAGUGAUUAUUCAAGACACGUCGAUUAUUCAUCAAAACAAAGCCCCAAUUCACUAUGCUUGUGAGUCUAACCAAGCAGAGGUUGUGGAAUUGUUAAUGUCAAACAAUGCAAGCGUAAAUUGUCGUACUGUAGAUUUUGAUACCCCUAUCCAUAUAGCGACCAGAAAUGAGUGCACGCAUAUACUUGAACUUUUGAUAAAAAAUGGUGGAGAUCCAUUUCUUACAAAUAGAGACGGAGAAAAUGCAUUGCACAUUGCAUGCAUGACAAAUAAUAUGGCAUGUUUACAUCUGCUUCUGCAAUCUGACGAGAGUGUUUUUAUUGGUGGUCUUAUUCAAGAAUAUAUGGAUAUCAAAAGUAGCUCAGGAAUGACACCACUUUCAAUUGCUUAUGAUAACAGAAAUAAAGAAAUGCUUAAAGUACUUAUCUUGAAAGGUGCUGAUAUUGAUAAAAGAUAUGGACCACAGAAGGAAACAUUGUUGUUUAAAGCAUGCAAAGAUAGGGAAAACGAUAUAUUAAUGGAGGAUAUGGAACUCCUAGACAAACUAAUUACAACCGGAACAAACAUAGAUAGUAUCAAUGCAUACGGCGAAACUCCUCUUCUGAUUGCUGUUUCAAAACAGAAUGUAAAUAUGAUCCACAAACUGCUAGAUGCGCAUGCCUCUAUAAACCUUCCAAGUACUGUUUAUGGACAAGGUGUUCAAAAUCUGUUUGAAAAAACCUCCAUAGAAAGGAUGAAAAAUGUAGUACCAGUUCAUUUAGCUUGUUUACGCAAUAAUGAAGAAAUCGGGAUACAGUGA
Molecule: messenger RNA, 3771 nt
Organism: Mytilus trossulus (common blue mussel)
Lineage: Eukaryota; Metazoa; Mollusca; Bivalvia; Mytilida; Mytilidae
Product: ankyrin-1-like
Exons: 4
Coding region: 1-3771 (1256 amino acids)
Molecular function (GO): protein binding
Source: RefSeq, a predicted model, not a curated record